UUUCAAACCUGUUCCCCAUUUAAUAAAAAUGUAAUUCAAUUGCGUGUUUGUGCAUAUAAAUCAACGGGGGUGGCUGGGUCGGCCGCAACAACGACCUAAACAACAGGUUCGGCAGGUGUUUGAAGUGGUCAGCGGCAGACAGCCUUACCUGGUACAGGUGAGAGUGUUUCCCAAGAAGAUUGUUUGGGGUGCAGUAGACUGAGCGGAAGAGUCUCUUUUAAAGAAUGAAUAAUCCCAUACCGUCCAACCUAAGGUCUGAGUCUAAGAAGGCUGCCAAAAUCCUGCGGGAAUUCACAGAGAUCUCCAACCGAACUGGACCUGACAAGCUCAUUCCUCCUCAUGUGAUCGCCAAAGCACAAGGUCUGGCCAUCAUAUCUGUUAUCAAGGCGGGGUUUAUGAUCACAGCGCGGGGUGGCAGCGGAAUCGUGGUGGCUCGGCUCUCUGAUGGACGCUGGUCUGCUCCCUCUGCUAUUGGAAUCGCAGGCCUUGGAGGAGGGUUUGAGAUUGGCGUUGAGGUUUCAGACCUGGUCAUCAUCUUGAAUCACAGGAGGGCCAUUGACGCUUUCACGAAAGGCGGGAACCUCACCUUGGGAGGCAACUGUACCGUGGCAGUGGGACCUCUGGGCAGGAACGUUGAGGCGGAUGUGGCAUUGCGGAGCACAGCCGCUGUCUUCACCUACUGCAAGUCACGUGGCCUCUUCGCAGGGGUGUCCUUGGAGGGCUCUUAUCUUAUAGAGCGCAAAGAAACCAACAGAAAGUUUUAUUCCCAGGAUAUCCGGGCCCACGAGAUCCUGAACGGGAAUGUGGAACCUUCGCCAGGUGCCCAAGAGCUGUAUGCCAUCCUGGAGGACUACACCGAAAAGUACACCACAGACUGGCAGCGCAAGAACCUCCGGCAAUCCAAUAAGUCAAGUGCUCCACCAGCAAGACCACGGCCUCCGGUGCAGAAACCCUCAGUAACCCGCAAAGCAGAAGAUGUUAAGUCAUCCGUGUACCCUGAUGUGGCAGCUCUGAAAUGGGACAGUCCUGCUCCAUCCAGAAAAGCGGACAGGCCCCUAGUGGUCACUGCAGUGCACCCUUUCAUGGGCCAGCAGCCUGGGGAUCUGAGCUUUGACGUGGGAGACAAGAUCACCGUGGUCACCAAGACCGACUCUCAGUUUGACUGGUGGGAGGGGCAGCUGCAGGGGCAAGUAGGCAUCUUCCCUGCUAACUUUGUCUCCUUCAACUGAGCAGGGCGGGCAGCAGGUCAGUGGGAAUAUCUCCCGGCAGUUGUACUUGGUUUGCAUGUCUUUUGAUUUGUUUAAUGUUACGUCACCAACUGAAGGAGGUAUGAUUUCUAUUGCUUGUUAAGGCAUGCCACAGCCCCCACUCAUCUUCAUUUAAGUGUUAAAUAUUUAAGGGCUGCAGGGACCAGUACAAAAAUUAAUUGGAAACUGAUUAGCACUACACAGAAUUUAAUUUUGAAAGUUUUCUUAGUUUUGUAGGAAUAUGGUUAGAUCUUGAUUCUGUUACUGAAUGUUGCACAAUGAAGGAUUUUUUUUGUAUUCUUAAAUGCAUGUAAUCUUUGGGCAAAAUGACCGGUUUCCCAGCCCGAUCCUCAACCCCAUGACAGUCCACAUUUUGGCUCCCUACAUUCCUGAACCAGGUAUUUCUUGUUGUUCUUUAGCUGGGAGGGAGCCAGUAUGUUGACUAUUUUGGGGUCCUCAGGCUGGGAUGAGAAGCACUGCUUUAAAGGAUUCUUCUAGAUAGUGUUACCCACAUGGCUGUCACUUUGUGUUUAGGGUGACUUUUUUUUUUUUUUUUUUUAACCAGUGUUCAAUACUUUACAACUGAAAUUAUGUUGCAAAGUUUUUUUUAAAGGUGGGAGGCUGAAGUCCAGAUGGCUGGCAUAUCCAGAUAACUUAUUGGCAGCAGUCACUGCCGUGUUUUAAUUUUUUGUAAAUUCUACCAUUAAAAGAACUUCUGUGUCGUCAUGGUUACAGCUUCAAACUAAUUAUGAAUUUUGAAUGACUGUUUGAACAGAUAUAUAAUGUCACACUAUUUGAAUUUCUAAUAAAUGUGUUGGAUUAUGAUCUUUAUAAAUCUUUGCAUUUUGGAAUAAUAUGCAACCAGGGUCUUAAUGUCCAGACCACCUCACCAUAUUUACAUCAGAAGUCUGGUAUGUGCAGGUGCCAAAAGGAAGAUUUUCUUGUAUUGAGAGCCACAUAUAGCAAGUACAUUAUGAAAUUCAGACUAGAAAAUUACACGUAUAGCAAAAGAUUCAGCUAUAUUAACUUAUUCAGGAAAAGAAUGAACAGUUUUGUCUCCAGAGUUGAUCAGGAAAAUGCAGGUCAACCAUUGGAUGAAUCCAAUCCACUUCCCACAGUAAGGGUUGUUGCCAUGUCUUUGCAUAAGGAACACAAUUUGCUCCACACUAUAAUUUGUACAAGGUGUCUUGUCUUGCAGCAUUUGCGGGAAAGGCUUGAUGCAACAAAAUAACCUGAAGCUCUCAACCUUCCUCCUAAUCUUGUACGAUGACUUUCCAUUGCAUUGGUCUCUGAGGUUGUUCUUCCUCAAACCCGUCCUAUCUUGACUUCACAUUCCUAUAUACCAGUGCUUCACUAUUUGGUUCUCAGGGACCCACAUGGACAAUCCAUGUCUUUCAGAAAUACGGACUGUUCAGCAGGGAGCAGGAAAGAAGCAGUAAUGUGCACAGUCUGUGGGUCCCUGAGGUCUGGAUUGAGAAACACUGCUAUAUAAAGUGCUGACAAAGUCUUGGGAUGCUUGCUUAAUUCCGUGAAAAUAUUGCAAAUUGGUUUUAUAACAAAACGUAAUUAAUUUUACAAAAAAUGCGUAUCGCAUUAGAAACAACCAGUAGUUUUAAGUGAAGCAUUCAUUUCCAGUAGUGAUAAAUUGAAACCCAAAUUAUAGUUCUAAAAGAGCUGUUCUGAGUUUAAAAGUUUGAGAAGCAUCAUUGGGUGUUUUUUUUUUUUAAAUUGGUUACACCUUUGCAAUAACGCUAAAUGUGUAUUGGUAUCGUUUUUGGAGCCAAUGACUACAGUUGCAAUUAAUAGCAAAAUGGCAACAACAGAAGGAAAUUGACUAUAAAAAGGAAAUGUCUGUGUGAGAUGUGCAGAUACGUUAAAACAUUGCUUGUCAAUGGACUUUUUUUUUAUGAAGCCAAUAAAUUUGCAAUGUCUUUACGGAAUUGAGGAAGUGUGCCAAGACUAUCUGUGAGCACUGUAUAAUCAUCAGUCGGAUGCUCUUUGUGAGGAAACCAUGAAUCAGUCAGGGUUUUGUAAUGCAAAUUUGUAAUACAUUUAAAUAAAAACUUCUAUUAACAUUUGGACUUUACAAAUUAAGAGUCAUGCUCUGUGGUGGUUCAAGCCUGUUAAACUAUCUUUCUUUUGUGCUAGUCCACAAACUUGAUCCUGGAGCACCCUCACUGCACAGAUUAGAGACCAGUGGCAUCCCAAGAAGGACAGACUUUGUUUGCAUGCUGUUGAAUGUGGCAGCCAAUGAGAGCAUGUCGAUGAAAUCAUUUAUCUAAGAUGGGGGGGGGGCAGUACCCAUUGAAACCAUCCUGUGGAAAUGAUCAGCAUGCUGUCACUAUUGUAACUGGCAGCAACUUUGUAACACCGGCGUCAAACAGGAAGGGUGGCAAGAAUCCAACUGCAAAACUAUCUGACAUUAAUGCUAGAUGGCCAUGUGGUACGACUGAUAAGGGGUCACAGAACUUUUACUGUGUGCAAGGCACAUGCGUCCCCCCAGUCAACUUAAAUAAUUUGUUUACGAUGACUGAAAGUUGUUGGGCUGCCUUUGGGACAUAAGGGACAGAAAUGGAACUCCAUGACUGAAGAACUGAUCAAAGAUUCACUGUAACCUGUAGGCAUGAUGAUUUUCCUCAGAUUUUCUGGUUAUGCAUCUUAAGUGUAGCUUUUUUUUUUUUUUUUGAUCUAUGCUUUGGUAGCGUUACACAAAAUACAAAAUUUGAGUUCUGUUUAAUGGUUCUGUUCUCUUCAAAAUCUGUGGUGGGUUCCUGUAAUUAAAUGGGACUGUAGUAUAAAAGAUACACGUGGUUCCUCUAGGAUUGUGGUUCUUGGGGGUUCUUGCUUACUGUUGUGCUUUCCUCAUUUAUAUAUUAAUGAUUCACAUUUGUAAUGGGUACUGCAGCUAGUCAGCAGUAAUUAACAUUGUAGCUGGAUCUACUAAGAGAUUAGCCCUGCAUUCUUUAGGGUUGAGGAAAUAAUCACAACAUUCCCUUGUCCAGGACUAGUUCUGUCAAAUUUGAGAUGGACUGGCUUAUGUUUGUAUUCAUUCUCGUAUAUAAAUCUGAAAUAUUUUAUUUUUUUGGAGGGCUGUGAGUUUUAUGGCAGAAGUGUUCGAUUUUCACCUAUGGACUAUCAGUUAACUUAUUAACAUCUUGUAAAUCACCAUCUUGCAUGUCUCUUGUCUGCAGGAAUGGACUUAUCAGGCUGGUAAAAUGUCCUCUGGCAUUAAUUAUGCCAGUUAAAAUAACACGCAUGGCCACAGUGGGGCAUGUCAAAUUCCUUUGGUAAAAACAACAAUAAAUGUUUAUACAUGUCGUGAACCUGAUCCAAGUGUCUAAGGAAAACACCACCUCCGUAUAAUUCAUAGUGUAUUAUUCUGGAGGGUGAUCCGCAGUGAAUGAAAGGUGUUUAUCUGCUCUUAGCUGGAAUGCUGGGCCUCUAUCCCUAUUGUACUUAGAAUCUGUCAACAAAACACACAAAGAAACCAUAUCCAUUCUGAAGAGCCUUAAUGUUUGUUAAAUUAAAUAAUGAAUGAUGACAAUCAUGUUUUAUUUACUUAAGAGUCCCAUUUAACCAAAGAAGUAGAUUUUGUCAAAUGCAUUUCUGUACCGACCUCAUACAUUAAUAAACAAGUUUACUUUAA
This is a messenger RNA of Paramormyrops kingsleyae, 4893 nucleotides long. It is a transcript of the gene sh3yl1, whose product is annotated as SH3 and SYLF domain containing 1. Lineage: Eukaryota; Metazoa; Chordata; Actinopteri; Osteoglossiformes; Mormyridae. Gene Ontology annotation, biological process: regulation of ruffle assembly. Gene Ontology annotation, molecular function: phosphatidylinositol binding; protein binding. The record is from RefSeq and is a predicted model, not a curated record. Gene Ontology annotation, cellular component: ruffle membrane.